Messenger RNA from Baudoinia panamericana UAMH 10762, 459 nucleotides. RefSeq lists its product as uncharacterized. The annotation marks the transcript as partial. Gene Ontology annotation, biological process: proton transmembrane transport. The transcript has 2 exons. NCBI's taxonomy places the organism in Eukaryota, Fungi, Ascomycota, Dothideomycetes, Mycosphaerellales, Teratosphaeriaceae. Gene Ontology annotation, cellular component: plasma membrane. The record is from RefSeq and is a predicted model, not a curated record. Gene Ontology annotation, molecular function: voltage-gated proton channel activity.
GCCCGGCGGGAGACCAAACGCUAUCUCACUUCCAAAAUCGGCCAUUACUCAGUCUUAGCUCUAGUAUCUGUAGACAUCGGCUCCAUCUUCGCCGACCUUAUCCUUCAAUUGCUCACCUGCGAAGGCCGCAUUCCACCACGCGAUGGCGAACACGGCCAAGAAGUCCUCAGCAUCCUGAGCCUCGUUUUCUCGUGUCUAUUCAUGGUCGAGUUGUUGGCUAGUAUUUGGGCAUUCGGAUGGCAAUACUUUCAUUCCGCUUUCCACUGCUUCGAUGCUACCGUCAUCGUGGUUGGCUUCACCAUCGAUGUUGCACUCAAAGGCGUGCUCGAGGAAGUAGGCUCGCUAGUCGUAGUGUUGCGGUUAUGGCGUGUCUUCAAGAUCAUUGAGGAACUCAGUGCCGGCGCUGAGGAGCAAAUGGAACCCUUGCUCGAGCGCAUCGAGGAUUUAGAGAAACAGAAU